AAACGUCCGAGUUGGCGGCGGUGUGAACAUGCACGACGUACGGUUCCUGGUGGCGGCUCUGGCCGCUGUCACGGCGGCGGCCACAUCUCCCUGGGCUCCAGUUGGUCCAGCUCCGAAGGGAGCCAUGGUGACCCUUCGUUUCGCGCUUCGAGCUGCGACACCUUCGGCGCUUGAUGACGCAUUGGCCUCGGUCGCCGAUUUCCACUCGCCAGCGUAUGGUCAGUUUCUCACGGAUGUUUCAGCGCUUGUGCAUCCCAGCGCAGCUGCGAUCGAGUCCGUCGAGGCGUUGUUCCACGCACAUAACGUUUCCCGGAGCGCUCACGGCGAUUACGUCCGUGUGGCGUUGCCCGUGGCUGCCGCAGAGGCACUGCUCCAAACGGAACUCUUCGAAUAUGCACAUCAAACCGCUCACGACCGCCGCAUCAUUCGACCUCGAGAAUCGUACACGCUUCCACCCGACGUCAACGAUCACGUCCUACUCGUGGACGGCCUGGACGCGUUCCCAACGCUGUUUCAAGCCCAGUGGCGUGCUACGUCAACAGGAGCAGACGAAGCCUCGUCUACGUCCGUGGCUGCCAUCCAACGCGCGUACGAUUUGCCGUCUGGCUUGGAUGCGUCGGAUCCACGCAAUGCGAUCAUUAUCGGCGCGUUUCUCAAAGAGACGUUCAACGAGCGCGAUGUCGAAAAGUAUGUGACGAGCAAUCAAGUCGUCGGGACGGACUCAAAGCCACGAGUGUUUCAUGGGCCGCAGCCCGUGCACUGCAUCGGAGAUGGUAAGGGUGUUGGAACAGGUGAAGCAUCGCUCGACACGCAGCUCGUGGCUGCUCUGACCCAGAGCCAGCAAGCUUCGGUUCUGUGCUACAAUGGGCACCGCCUUGACGACCAAGCUUUCGACGAUAGCAAUCAAGAGCCCUUCCUAUUGUUCAUGCAAGAUGUCAAUGCCAUAGAGCCUCCGCCCGCGGUCGUGUCCAUCAGCUAUGCCGACGACGAAUGCGCUUUGCCGCCAGCGUACAUGGCAGCGGUAGAUGCCGAAUUCAAGAAAGCGGGAGUUCGAGGGACAACAAUCGUCGUGUCCAGUGGAGACAACGGCGUUGUCGGAAGCAGUUUGCUCGGCUUUUGCGGCAUGCCAACGUGCAGUCGAUUCCAGCCACAAUACCCCGCGUCGUCGCCGUACGUGCUAUCCGUUGGGGCGACAAAAUUGCUUUCGUCCGGGGAGGUGGCGCUUUCGACGGAAAAUGGAGGCGCAAUCACGACGGGGUCUGGCUUCAGUAGCUACAUUAGCCGGUCAGCUGCGCCAUCCUUUCAAGACAAUUUGGUCGACGCUGCACUAUCCCAUCUAUCUCCUGACGCUCUUGGCAAGAUCAACCCAGCUGGACGUGCAUACCCCGACGUCGUGGCGGUGGGGCACAACGUCGGCGUGUACGUGAAUGGCGGUAUUCAGCAAACGGACGGGACGUCAGUGUCGGCGCCGGUGGUGGCGUCGCUCCUGGCGCAUGUGAACAAGUGGCGCUUGGACCAUGGCAAAGCGCCACUCGGCUACGUGGUCCCGUACUUGUACAAGCUGUACUCAGUAUGCCCGGAAGUGUUCAACGAUAUCACAUCUGGAGUGAACAAGUGCGGCGGACUUGGCCAAAGCUGCUGCGCCGACGGACUCCACGCUGAUGUGGGCUACGACUUGCUCACAGGCCUGGGGGCACUGCAAUAUAGAGUGUGGGUCUCCAAAAUGGACGCAUGCGAAGCAAAGAUGAAAUCAGCAAUGAAUUUGGCAGCCGAGUCUUCAAGUGAGGAUCGGCAAGACGUCAUGUCCAGCAGUGCUAUGGUGGCAGUCGCGGCCAGCGCAGGGAUCAUUGCCGUGGUUGCUGGUGUCGUUGCAGUCGGUCGUCGCCAUGGUUCCCAAUCGCCUUGUGACGCAUCCCAUUACGUGUUUAUUCGUUAAUGGCUUCUAGCCAAUUCUUCACUUGGUUGGCACAUCGGACUCCAUCUAGAAAACAAAAUGCUUACAUG
Aphanomyces invadans is the source of this 2004-nucleotide messenger RNA. RefSeq lists its product as hypothetical. Gene Ontology annotation, biological process: proteolysis. Lineage: Eukaryota; Oomycota; Saprolegniomycetes; Saprolegniales; Verrucalvaceae. The record is from RefSeq and is a predicted model, not a curated record. The transcript has 9 exons. Gene Ontology annotation, molecular function: serine-type endopeptidase activity; tripeptidyl-peptidase activity. Bases 29 to 1936 code for a protein of 635 amino acids.